Messenger RNA from Juglans regia (Persian walnut), 1131 nucleotides. Its product is annotated as acyl-protein thioesterase 2-like. The record is from RefSeq and is a predicted model, not a curated record. Gene Ontology annotation, molecular function: hydrolase activity. The transcript has 11 exons. Bases 134 to 907 code for a protein of 257 amino acids. Lineage: Eukaryota; Viridiplantae; Streptophyta; Magnoliopsida; Fagales; Juglandaceae.
GAGAGAGAGAGAGAGAGAGAGAGAGAGAGAGAGAGAGUUUGUGUUGCGUCGGAGCCUGCACAGCGAUCAAGGAUCUGUUCUCUUUUCAAUUACUAUAGCUAGCUUGGUUUGUGCAAUUGUCUGCGAGGCUAAGAUGAGCUCUACUGGCCCUUCAGUGGGUUCUGGUGGUCGAACUGCUCGGAGGGUAGUUGAGUUUGGAAGGACCUAUGUGGUGAGGCCUAAAGGUAAACACCAAGCCACUGUAGUUUGGCUACAUGGCCUUGGUGAUAAUGGCUCAAGCUGGUCCCAGCUAUUGGAGACCCUUCCUCUUCCAAACAUCAAAUGGAUAUGCCCAACUGCUCCUACCCAGCCAAUUACUGUUUUUGGUGGCUUUCCUUCCACUGCUUGGUUUAAUGUGGGUGACCUAUCAGAAGAUGCUCCUGAUGAUUUAGAGGGUUUGGAUGCUUCAGCAGCACAUGUUGCAAAUUUGUUGUCAACAGAGCCCGCUGACAUUAAACUUGGUGUUGGAGGCUUCAGUAUGGGUGCAGCUACUGCACUAUAUUCUGCAACCUGCUUUACGGAGGGAAAAUAUGGGAACGGCAAUCCAUUCCCUGCCAAAUUAAAUGCAGUUGUUGGACUAAGUGGCUGGCUUCCAUGUUCAAAGACCUUGGCUAAGAAGUUGGAGGGGGUGAAUGAAGCUGCAAGGCGUGCUGUGUCCUUGCCUAUUUUGCUCUGUCAUGGGAAAGGUGAUGAUGUGGUUCUUUAUAAAUUUGGUGAGAAAUCCUCACAGUCCUUUAGUUCAUGUGGAUUUCAGGAUGUGACGUUCAAAAGCUAUAAUGGGCUUGGCCACUACACAAUACCUGUAGAGAUGAAUGAAGUCUGUGCUUGGCUAACCUCAAAGUUGGCACUUGAGGGGGCCUCUUCAUAAGAUUCAAAUCUCGAGUAACAGCAAGAGAGCAGGAACAGGAAAACGGAAGGAAUUGUAAGGAACAAAUUUGGGGUGUCAUGUACACAUUACAUUGUCAUAAUUCUAUGGAUAUUGUUUUGAUAUUGUUUUGGCUGGUUGGCACCUGUAUGAGCCAUAAUUAUGUAUUAUAAUACAUUUAUUUUGGUCAUUGAAAAUGUAAGUUUGGAAUUUGGCAUUCCAUCGUA